UGUGGAGACCACGGAAGCUCAGAACGCCGAGAGACAGUGGAGGUGGUAAGGUGAAGCCGAUACAGAGGUGCUGUUGAAGCGCAAUAGUCGCGGAAAGCCAGACGAUAAGGAAGAUACUGGAUGUUAGAGCUGGAGUUUGACGCUUGAUUGUGUGAAAGCUGUAGAAUUGACCCCUGGCCGGGACACUAUCUGUCCGGCACUGUUGGAGCCCGGGCUUUAUUAGCUGGUGCAGCUUGCAGCUAUCCGUAGUCCUGGACAGACAUAGUUCUACAGGAAAAAGGGAGCAAGCACCACCGGGAUAUCCUUUAAGCUGUUCUCUCAGUCACAGCUCCAGCCCCUGACUGCAGGGGAACAUGGAGCUGCCCGCCGUUGGAGAACAUGUGUUCGCAGUUGAAAGCAUCGAAAAGAAGCGGAUCCGCAAGGGUCGUGUGGAAUACCUUGUGAAGUGGAGAGGCUGGUCCUCAAAAUAUAAUACAUGGGAGCCAGAGGAAAAUAUUUUGGAUCCAAGGCUAUUGGUUGCGUUUCAGAACAGGGAAAGACAAGAGCAGAUCAUGGGAUACAGAAAACGUGGCCCCAAGCCAAAAAAUAAUCUUGUUUCUAUGCCAUCGUUUGCUCGCCGCUCGAAUGUUUUGAGUGGACUUCAUGAUUCCUCUGGUGAAAACCGAACCAAGUUGGACCUAGGGCCUAUUCCCAAGAGCCAUCAAUAUCAGCUAAACAGUAAAAAACACCACCAGUACCAGCCUAGUGGCAAGGACCACAAUGAAAAGCAUCAUUCCAGUAACAAGAAAAAAUACUAUUAUCAGCUCAAUAGCAAAAAACAUCAUCACUACCAACCGGAUCCUAAGCUGUAUGAACAGUAUACCAUUGAAAAAGAGUCUCAAAUAAGUACUGAUGUCAGAAACAGGCAUAGAGAUUCCUUGACACACACACAGGCUGCAGAUAUGGGGACUCAAUUGAAGAAUGGUACAGAUUCAGUUAUUAGUGGGCCAGAAAGGAAUGGCAUCUGUAAUGGAGUGUCCAGUAGUCCUUCAACAGAAAUGUCCAGUAGUCCUUCAACAGAACUGUCCAGCAGUCCUUCAACAGAACUGCCAAGCAGUGGUGUUGGAGGGAAGAUGAAAAUUGUGAAAAAUAAAAAUAAGAAUGGGAGAAUUGUGAUAGUUAUGAGUAAAUAUAUGGAAAAUGGGAUGCAGUCCGUAAAAAUAAAGUCUUCAGAGGAGGACUGUGACAUGGGAGAUGUGAGGAGAAGGUUUGAUUCCCCAGGCACCCUUAAUGGGGACAAAACAUGCACAGCCCAGGAAGAAAAAACAGAGCAUUGGAAGAAGCGUGUGGAAUCCCGGGUAAAGAUACAUGAAGGUAGUAAAAGUGUGGACAAAGGGUCAGUACAUCUUGCAGGCCUCAGAAGGACUUAUUCUACUGCCAGUGAAACGUUAAAUGAUCAACCCUUGCAGCUCACCACAAAGAGUAGCCAUGUUCCUAUGCCAAAUAGGACCAGAUCUCCUGUUUAUGCAGGGGAGCCCUACAAUGAUUUAGUUUAUACAAAUCCAAGAAAACGUUGUUUGUCAGAAGCAAAUGGGGACAAGGAGCUUUGUAAGAAGACUCUUACAUCUCGGAGUGUGAGUGCUCCCGGCAUAGUGGAAUGCAAAGGUGGUCUGACCCCUCUUAACGUACCUUUACAGGAACCAGAUAUCAUUCUCUUAGACUCCGACUUGGACGAACCCAUAGACCUGCGCUGUGUAAAGUCUCGGUGUGACAGUGACCAAGAGGUGGACAAACCUGAGAUUCAAGUCACCCAGAAUCCUCAGUCAGUUGAUGUGGAUGUUUGUGAGUCUCAGUUUAAACCUUUCUUUGGGAAUAUUGUAAUUACAGAUGUCACAGCGAAUUGCCUUACUGUCACUUUUAAGGAAUAUAUAACAGUGUGACUCUUAUUCCUUUUGAACUGCAUAUUCUAAACUGACGCUUUCCAGCCCAAUUGGCAUGAUUUUUAAUCUGCCCUAUGGACACAUUUAUUAAUAUAUAUAUAUAUAUUAUAUAUAUAUAUAUAUAUAUAUAUAUAUAUAUAUAUCUCUAGAAGUGCCUAGCAGUGGCUGGAUUCUAAUAACUUGUGCCAUCCAAGGAUCAUCAUGACAAAGCACUUAAAUCCAAGUCUGUUUUGAAUGAAGCCUAGGUUAAUAAUUGUUUGUUUAUUUAUUUUAUAUUUAUAUACCUGGAAAUAAUCAGCUCUUCAAUGUUCUUGUUCUGUCUGGGAAUUUCUGGUGUUUAGCAGUCAAUGUUUCAGUGUUUCACCUUAUUACACAAACGAAAGAGAGAGGAGGGUGGGCUUUAUACCUUGUAUUUUUUGUUGUUUUUUUUUUAACAUUUAUUUGAAUUUUGUUUGCAAAAAAAAAAAAAAUGACGAGCUCUUUCUAGUAUAUGCUGCUAUUAGAAUUGUUAAUGCUUCCUGUAGCUGCUUGGAUGUAAAAAAUAAAUGGAGAAUCGUUAUGUGAGCAGCAUGAAGCUGUAUAAGAGAGGACUGGGUAUAUCCAGGUUCCGCUUCAAAUUCUCCUCCAUGUGUAAAAAUAUUGUAUUGUGUAAUUAUAAUACAGGGUUAUAAAAAGGA
Xenopus laevis (African clawed frog) is the source of this 2596-nucleotide messenger RNA. It is a transcript of the gene cbx4.S, whose product is annotated as chromobox 4 S homeolog. Gene Ontology annotation, molecular function: SUMO ligase activity; SUMO binding. The coding region runs from base 354 to 1919 and encodes 521 amino acids. The record is from RefSeq and is a predicted model, not a curated record. Gene Ontology annotation, biological process: negative regulation of DNA-templated transcription; protein sumoylation; negative regulation of transcription by RNA polymerase II. NCBI's taxonomy places the organism in Eukaryota, Metazoa, Chordata, Amphibia, Anura, Pipidae. The transcript has 5 exons. Gene Ontology annotation, cellular component: PRC1 complex; nucleus.